Messenger RNA from Saprolegnia parasitica CBS 223.65, 1064 nucleotides. RefSeq lists its product as hypothetical. NCBI's taxonomy places the organism in Eukaryota, Oomycota, Saprolegniomycetes, Saprolegniales, Saprolegniaceae. The coding region runs from base 1 to 966 and encodes 321 amino acids. The record is from RefSeq and is a predicted model, not a curated record. The transcript is spliced from 5 exons.
AUGCUUCGACCAACGACGCAGUGGCAGGACGCCCUACGGGACGGCGACCGAGCAACGAAAAGUAAGCUCAAGCCAGCACAUCGAGCCAGCCAGCCACGCCCGGCCAAGGAGCCUCCGCGGGAGCCAUCGGCCGCCGAGCUGCUCAAGGCCUUUGCCCGUGAAAUGGAUGCUGCCAAGACGCCCUUGGCAACAGUGGACCCCAGUCAAGCGGCAAAAGUGUCCUAUGUCGAGCCUGGUGCACGGUACGAGCUACAUCCCAACACAAUCGCUGCCAGCCCGACGUCCAUCAUGGCACCGACGUCCGAGCCUGCUCCGUUGCUCGCACCAACUCCAUUGUCAGCACGACCGCCGCCGCCGCGCCCAUUGACGGCAGCAUCCUCGUAUAUCCGCCCUCCCCAAAGUCCCUUGUCGACGCUCAAGACACAGCGGUCGCUUCUUCACGCGCGGGUCAAGUCGCUGGGCCAUGCAUUGCCCGAGUCUCGGACGCUUCAUGCCUUACGCGAACUGGGAGCCAGCGUUCGGUCGUCGACCAAGAUCCUCGAGGCGACGGCGUCCGAGACAGACCAUGAAGCAUCAUGGCUACACGAGCAGCGUGGUCUGGACAUCCCUCGCUCGCUGCCCCCGAGGCCUCUACCGAUGCCGCACCCGCGUCCGCAGCUACCGACGAGCGCCAAGGACUCGUGGGACGCCAACUUGGCCGACCUCGCAACGAUCCUGAGUCGAUACAAGCACGAGCUCGAGAAGCUCCUCGAUAGUAGCGCUGCCAAGGCGCCGCCAACGACUCCGACCAAGCAGGUUGCGUCAUCGCUGCGACCACGCUGCGUCGACGAUUCCAUGUGGCCUCUGCCUGCGUCCGUCUCGUCGGGCUACCGUCAAAAGCAAGACCACCUUCUCCACGCAGGGCUGCACCACCGACUGUGGUCCUCGAAAAGCUCCAUUGCUGCAUCCACCACCACGAGCAUCUAAGGCAACCCACACGACGAAAACUAAAUCAAACGGUGCAAAGACGCUUAUCAAGCCAUCCAACUACAAAGUACUAGUACAAAUUCCAUACCAAAGCAUCG